Messenger RNA from Erinaceus europaeus (western European hedgehog), 2573 nucleotides. RefSeq names its product zinc finger protein 709-like. The transcript is spliced from 4 exons. Gene Ontology annotation, cellular component: PcG protein complex; transcription regulator complex. Bases 306 to 2132 code for a protein of 608 amino acids. Gene Ontology annotation, biological process: regulation of transcription by RNA polymerase II. NCBI's taxonomy places the organism in Eukaryota, Metazoa, Chordata, Mammalia, Eulipotyphla, Erinaceidae. The record is from RefSeq and is a predicted model, not a curated record. Gene Ontology annotation, molecular function: DNA-binding transcription factor activity, RNA polymerase II-specific; RNA polymerase II cis-regulatory region sequence-specific DNA binding.
UCGAUUUUUGUGGAUGCUUUUGCUGAAGAAAAAUUUAAAGGGUUGGAAAGAGAUGUCAGUAGAAUUUGUGGGCUUUGUCAUGGUCCUAAUAGGCAGGAUAACUUACUAAAUGUUUCCAUAACCUCUUCUGUUUACAUUGAACAGCUAGAGUAUUGUACCUUUUAUUCACUACAGUAUCUUCCACCUAGGGGCCAUACUGUCCAGUGAAGAGGCUGUGCUGCUAGAUUUAAAACAGAGUCUCAAGCUAUUGCUGUCAUUGAUCUUCUAUUUUCUGGCCUGAAAGACAUUCAGGGAAAGAGGAAGAGAUGGCAGUUUCUUGGGGCUCAGUGACCUAUGAAGAUAUAACUGUGAUAUUCACUCAAGAGGAGUGGGCACUAUUGAAUCCUUCAGAGAAGAAACUCUACAGAGAUGUGAUGUGUGAAAACUUGAGGAACUUUCAUUCCCUAGGUAACUCUAACUGCCUUAAAUUUUCAACUAGAAGACAAAUCACUUUUUGUUCACCAAUACAAGAACAUUCCACCAAAGGGCAGCAUAUCUUGCAUGGAAGUAAACAAAGUAAUACAACAGUAGAAAUCUCUGAGGGCAAAGACAGUCAGAAUGCUGGAAUAUCUCAAGAAUGUGAAGUAUACAGCAAAUUAUUCACUUAUCCUAUUCAUCUUCAAAAACACGUAAGAAUUCACAGUGGAGAGAAACCCUAUGAAUAUAAACAAUGUAAUGGAACAUUCAAGAGAUCCAGUCAUCUUUGGAAACAUGAAAAAACUGACAGUGGAGAGAAACCCUAUGAAUGUAAACAAUGUAGUAAAACAUUCAGUUGUUCUAGUCAUCUUCAUAUACAUGAACGAAUUCACAGUGGAGAGAAACCCUAUGAAUGUAAACAAUGUAAUAAAACAUUUAGUUGUUCCAGUCAUCUUCAGAGACAUGAAAGAAUUCACAGUGGAGAGAAACCCUAUGAAUGUAAACAAUGUAGUAAAACAUUUAGUUGUUCCAGUCAUCUUCAGAGACAUGAAAGAAUUCACAGUGGAGCGAAACCCUAUGAAUGCAAACAAUGUAGUAAAACAUUCAGUGAUUUCAGUACUCUUCGGGCACAUGAAAGAAUUCAUAGUGGAGAGAAACCCUAUGAAUGUAAACAGUGUAGUAAAACAUUCAGUGAUUCCAGUCUUCGUCGGAGACAUGAAAGAAUUCACAGUGGAGAGAAACCCUAUGAAUGUAAACAGUGUAGUAAAACAUUCAGUUCUUCCAGUAGUCUUCGGGCACAUGAAAGAAUUCACAGUGGAGAGAAACCCUAUGAAUGUAAACAAUGUAGUAAAACAUUCAGUUCUUCCAGUAGUCUUAGGGUACAUGAAAGAAUUCACAGUGGAGAGAAACCCUAUGAAUGUAAACAGUGUAGUAAAACAUUCAGUUAUGCCAGUAAUCUUUGGGCACAUGAAAGAACUCACAGUGGAGAGAAACCCUAUAAAUGCAAACAGUGUAGUAAAACAUUCAGUGAUUGUAGUAGUCUUCGGAGGCAUGAAAGAAUUCACACUGGAGAGAAACCCUAUGAAUGUAAACUGUGUAAUAAAACAUUCAGUUGUUCCAGUAGUCUUCGGGUACAUGAAAGAAUUCACAGUGGAGAGAAACCCUAUGAAUGUAAACAGUGUACUAAAACAUUCAGUUAUGCCAGUAAUCUUUGGGCACAUGAAAGAACUCACAGUGGAGAGAAACCCUAUGAAUGUAAACAAUGUAGUAAAACAUUUAGUGAUUCCAGUACUCUUCGGGCACAUGAAAGAAUUCACAGUGGAGAGAAACCCUAUGAAUGUAAACAAUGUAGUAAAACAUUCAGUUAUUCCAGUAGUCUUCGGGCACAUGAAAGAAUUCACAGUGGAGAGAAACCCUAUGAAUGUAAACAAUGUAGUAAAACAUUCAGUUCUUCCAGUAGUCUUCGGGCACAUGAAAGAAUUCACAGUGGAGAGAAACCCUAUGAAUGUAAGUUGUGUAGUAAAGCAUUCAGUCAAUCCAUUGGUCUUCGGGCACAUGAAAGAAUUCACAGUGGAGGGAAACACUAUGAAUGUAAAAAAUGUAGUAAAACAUUCGGGCAUUCCAGUCAUCUUCGGAAACAUGAAAGAAUUCACAGUGGAGAGAAACCCUAUGAAUGAAGUGUAGUAAAACAUUCAGUUAUUGCAGUAGUCUUCAGUAGCAAUAACAAUAAAAUCUAUAAUAAAAAUGGAAAAGCAAGGCAACAAAAGGAAUAAUAAAAAAUAAAAACAACAAAUAAAAAUAAGAAAAAGACAAAAACCUUUAUCUUGGUUCAUCACUCAUGAAGUUUUUCCUUUUGCAUUUAGGGAACAGGGGCUUGGAUUUGGUUCUUUUGCAUGGUACCAUGUUCACAGCACUAAACCCUACCACCAAGUCCCCAUUGAAAAAAAUUUUUUAAAUACAGGGUAAGGUUUUGCAUCAUCUAAACUAGAGCCCCCCCCCAAAAAAAAAAAAAAAAAGAAUAUUGGGAGUCAGACUGUAGUGCCAGUGGCACAAAGCCCAAGGACUUCUGGCUGAGAAAUCUGUGGUAUACACACACAAUGGAAUACUAUGCAGCUAUU